Molecule: messenger RNA, 3351 nt
Organism: Sinocyclocheilus grahami
Lineage: Eukaryota; Metazoa; Chordata; Actinopteri; Cypriniformes; Cyprinidae
Product: dedicator of cytokinesis protein 1-like
Exons: 25
Coding region: 1-2601 (866 amino acids)
Biological process (GO): small GTPase-mediated signal transduction; myoblast fusion; cell migration
Cellular component (GO): cytoplasm; plasma membrane
Molecular function (GO): guanyl-nucleotide exchange factor activity; small GTPase binding
Source: RefSeq, a predicted model, not a curated record
AUGAAUAUUUCACAGAAGACCCCAGUUUUACCUCUUCAGUCUUAUCCUCUCCAGUCUUUUCUUCCUAAGGAUUUCCUUAUGGAGACGUUUAUCAUGUUUAAGGAUCUCAUUGGGAAGAACGUGUAUCCUGCCGACUGGGUCAUAAUGAACAUGAUGCAGAAUAAAGUCUUCCUGCGAGCCAUCAAUCAGUACGCCGCCGUACUCAGCAAGAAGUUCCUUGAUCAAACCAACUUUGAGCUGCAGCUGUGGAAUAACUAUUUCCACCUCGCUGUGGCAUUCCUUACCCAAGAGUCUUUGCAGCUGGAGAACUUUUCGAGUGAUAAACGGGCCAAGAUCUUCCACAAGUAUCAAGACAUGAGGCGACAGAUUGGCUUCGAGAUCCGAGACAUGUGGUACAACCUGGGUCCACACAAAAUCAAGUUUAUCCCUGAGAUGGUGGGUCCGAUUCUGGAGAUGACGCUAGUUCCUGAGAUCGAGCUGCGUAAAGCCACCAUUCCCAUCUUCUUUGACAUGAUGCAGUGCGAGUUUCACUUCAGACGCUGCUUCCAGACGUUUGAGAACGAGAUCAUCACCAAGCUGGAUCACGAGGUGGAAGGCGGUCGAGGAGAUGAACAGUACAAAGUCCUCUUCCAGAAGAUUCUGUUGGAGCACUGCAGGAAGCACAAGUAUCUGGCUACGUCAGGCGAAACCUUCGUAACUCUGGUGGUCCGUCUGUUGGAGAGACUUCUGGACUACAGGACCAUCAUGCACGACGAGAGCAAGGAGAACCGCAUGAGCUGCACAGUCAAUGUGCUGAAUUUCUACAAGGAGAUCGAGAGAGAAGAGAUGUACAUCAGGUACCUGUAUAAGCUGUGUGACCUGCAUAAGGAGUGUGAUAACUACACCGAGGCUGGAUACACCUUACUGCUGCACGCUAAACUCCUCAAGUGGUCUGAAGAGGCCUGUGCCGCCCACCUGACGCAGAGAGACGGCUACCAAGCGAGCACUCAGUGUCAACUCAAAGACCAGCUGUACCAGGAGAUCAUCAAUUACUUCGACAAGGGCAAGAUGUGGGAGGAGGCUAUUAUCCUGGGGAAGGAGUUAGCCGAACAGUAUGAGAACGAGAUGUUUGACUUUGAGCAGCUGAGCGCUUUACUGAGGAAGCAGGCUCAGUUUUAUGAGAACAUCGUGAAAGUGAUCAGACCAAAGCCGGACUACUUUGCUGUAGGUUAUUAUGGAAUGGGCUUCCCCUCGUUCCUGCGGAAUAAGAUGUUCAUCUGUCGGGGGAAGGAGUAUGAGCGGUGGGAGGACUUUGAGGCCAGACUGCUCACUCAGUUCCCCAACGCUGAGAAGAUGAAGACCACGACCCCUCCCAGCGAGGACAUCAGGAGCUCCUCUGGACAGUACAUUCAGUGUUUCACAGUGAAGCCCAUCCUAGAACUGCCACCAAAGUUCCAGAACAAACCCGUAUCAGAGCAGAUCGUCAGUUUUUACACCGUGAAUGAAGUCCAGAAAUUCCAGUAUUCACGGCCGGUCCGGAAAGGAGAGAAAGAUCCGGACAAUGAGUUCGCUAACAUGUGGAUUGAGAGGACGACUUACGUCACCGCCUAUAAGCUGCCGGGCAUCCUGCGCUGGUUUGAAGUGGUGUCCGUCUCAGCGGAGGAAAUCAGUCCGCUGGAAAACGCUAUGGAGACAAUGCAACUGACCAAUGAGAAAAUCAGCAACAUGGUCCAGCGCCACUUAAACGACUCCGGCCUUCCCAUAAACCCCCUCUCUAUGUUCCUCAACGGCAUCGUGGACCCAGCUGUCAUGGGCGGCUUUACUAAUUAUGAGAAGGCGUUUUUCACUGAGAAAUACAUCCAGGAACAUGCAAAUGACCAGGAGAAGAUUGAAAAACUAAAGGAUCUGAUUGCCUGGCAGAUCCCGAACCUGGCUGAAGGAGUUCGCAUCCACGGCGAGAAGGUGACGGAGGCUCUUCGUCCGUUUCACGAGCGUUUGGAGGUGUGUUUCAAACAGCUGAAAGAGAAGGUGGAGAAGCAGUACGGCGUCAGAACACUACCUCCCGUGUCGGACGAGUGGCGGGGCAGUCGGCCGCGUUCAAUGGUUCGCUCCUUCACCAUGCCGUCGUCUCAGAGGCCGCUGUCUGUCGCGUCUGUGACCUCCAUAUCAUCAGACAACUCUCCCUCCAGACCGGGAUCAGACGGGUUUAUCAGUCCGUUGAGACCCCAGAGGCCCAAGAGUCAGGUGAUCAGCUUGCUGGGCGAGAAAAGACUCUCGGUGUCUCCAGGAUCCCCUGCCAACCCGUCUGCGCCCAGCGUCCCACCUCCCAUCACGCCCCGGGCCAAACUGCAGUUCAGCUUACUGUCUGGAUCCAGUCUAGAGCUGAAUGGGACGGGUUAUGGAGAUAAGGGUGAGACUCCGCCCCCACUUCCUGUCAAGAGCAGCAUGGGCGACUAUGGAAACUUGAUGGACAACUCAGACCUGGCCAGUCCGACCACGCCCCCUCCUCCACUGCCACACCAGCGGCACCUUCCGCCUCCGUUACCCAGCAAGACCCCUCCUCCUCCCCCUCCAAAGACCACUCGCAAGCAGACCUCCAUCGACUCGGGAAUCGUCCAAUAAGCCAGAAGACGGCAUCAUCAAACGGAGACAUCCGCAUCGGCCCUCUUCCAACGAUUUUCCGUCAACAUCCCUGACAGAAUGACAUGAUGAAUGCCCCACUCAUAACGGCUGAUUAUUGUCCACUGCCGGAUCAGCGCUCGGAGCCUGCACCCCAGUGACAAUACAAGCUUAGAGACGCAGUCUAUUUCACAUCACUCCAAGCGUCAGACCACAGCACAUAUAGAUGCAGUGUAACUGGAGUCAGGGAAUUCUGGGUAUUUUUGGCAGAUGGUGCAUGUUUGACUAAAACUCCACUUUAGGCAGGAAUGUGCUUUUUAUGCACAUUAUCGUUGAGACGCGUGACCAAUUCAAACCACUUCGGUGUCGCAUAAUCAAAGUUUCCUCUUUCUCUCAUUUUUACAUGCUAUUUUUAUCCUCAACAUAUACACAUUUAUGUACAGAGGUUUGUAUAUAUGAUUUUAUUUUAUUGCUUUCUUGAAAGUAAAUUUUGUCCUUUAUUUUGUAUUCGCAGUUUAUAAAAAUUGGCAUUUUUAUCCAAAAAAGGGCUUGGUUUUCUAAUAAGAGGGACAGUAAAUGUAUUCUUACAUGUAUCUUUUAUUGAAUUUGUGGUGUUGUUCGUUCUCAAUUGGAGUGAAAACAACUAAAAGUCAUUGUACCAAUCAAGCCUAUAAACCACAUAAAAGCAUAUCGAUAACACUGACUGCUCCAAAUCCACUACUGACUUCUGAAUAAACUCAAUGUAUUUGUAAA